Acanthochromis polyacanthus (spiny chromis) is the source of this 1284-nucleotide messenger RNA. It is a transcript of the gene tma16, whose product is annotated as translation machinery associated 16 homolog. The transcript is spliced from 7 exons. Bases 74 to 685 code for a protein of 203 amino acids. Gene Ontology annotation, cellular component: nucleus. The record is from RefSeq and is a predicted model, not a curated record. Lineage: Eukaryota; Metazoa; Chordata; Actinopteri; Pomacentridae.
CAAUGACGGACCUGUUCCGCUUCCGGUCCGGUUGUCAACAGAGAAGCUCCACGCGUGUUUUCAGUCUGUGAAGAUGCCGAAGACUCAGAAAGGAAAAGCGGCGGAGAAAGUCGUUCAUCCGUACAGCAGGAAAGCUGCAUAUCUGGCCCGAGAGGAGAUCAGACUGAAGAAGAAAGAAAGGCAGAAGACUGAGAAAGCAUCGCGGCUGCAUGGCACUGGUGAGAAGCUGCUGUGGUUUCAGAGUCAGUUGGAUCCGACAAAGACGACUUACACAAGAAAAGAUGCCUGUGACAUCAUUGAAAGGUACCUCCAUCGCUUUGAUUCAGAGCUGGAGCAGAUCGAGCUCGUGAACGGGAUUAAAGGUCGGCAGGGUCGCCUCCACGGCGCCAGAGAGGCCGUCAUCAAGCAGACCGUGGAGCGGGAGCGGGCGCUGUACGAAGGCGUCGGCUUCGAGAUCCCAGACAUCAUCAACACCAAGCACCUGAAGACAUUCAGAGAGUGGACUGGAGAUCUGAAGAAGCUUCCAAAUCUUAAACUGCGUAAAGUCUCCAGCAAAGGUCUGGACACAAAGACUGACGGAGAAGAGAAACAGGAGGCAGAAGUGGAUCUGGAGGAGGAGGAGGAUGAAGAUGACGUGGAUGAUGAGCUGGUGGAUGAGGCGCUGCUGAUGUCAGACUCCCAGUGAGGCUUUUUCUGUGGAUCUGGACCUGAAAGACUUCUUCAGAGAAAGUGAGAGAGGACGCUGCUACUCCGUGUCUGUCCAGAAGAUGGCGAUAAACCCUCAGAUGGAAAAGUAAAAUUUUUCAUCCGACUCGCCUCCUUUUAAUUGUUGUUGCUUAGUAACACGACAGCAGCCUUCAGAGGGGUUCUACAUUCAUGGUUUAUUGCACAAACAAAUAUGUGUUGAAUGUAACCUGAAUGUUCCGUUGUAUCCAAUUAGUUAGAAAAAAGGUUUUGGACAAAGAUGUUACGUUUUUUUAGACACAGAGGAAGCUGUAUUUUCCGUGAUGUGCCGGGGACACUGGUAGAAAACCAAAUUAAACCAGUAGAAAAGUGGACAAGUGUAAACAAGAGUGGCCUUUAGUCGACCGACACAGAGUGGCGGUUCAGAUUUAGACGCUUCUAUGGUCUAAUGUGAAAACACGAAGGGAUGGCAACACCAAAAGCUCUAGUUACAUCACUGUUUGGAUAACGGACCUCAUAAAGCUGCAAACUGUCCCAACAAAACAUCACCAACACCUGGACUAUUUGAGAUUUUCUAUUUUAAUAAAUAUCCUAAACUUU